UUCAUGUUCAUUCAUUUGUUCAUUCUCUCUAAUUUCUUUGUUCCCAAUUGUCAUCGCUCUACUAAUAUAUUUUUUUCUCUUCUUUUUUUUUUGCUCUAUCACAGUGUCAUUUUCAGUCUUUUUCCUUACAACAAAGUAUUGUCUUUAUUUAUUUUUUCUCAUGCCUGCAACUACACCCUUGUCGCUCUACAGGAGGAUAGAUAUCACCACAAUCACUCGGGAAAUCGUCAAGGGCAUCCCUGCUGGCUUGGUCAUUUCUCUUAACGCUUGGGCCGUGUCUGCUUGGCUUAAAGCAACCAUCCUAAUCAAUUCGCAGCCGCGAUGGCUCUUUCGCAAAAAGCGAUGGAGCGAAGGCGAGAUGCGUGCUAUCAGUUGCUACUAUUUGGUGGUAGCCUAUCUUAUGCUUCGUGUCGUACGCUUAACAUCAAGUUUGACUAGACGACCUGGUCGACCCUAUGGGGACUUCUUCCGCAACACUCGCCCUAUCUUAGGCAAAGUCGCCAUCUUUUCUUUAGUGACCAUGCUUCUAGACGAAUUCAUUAUGUUUUAUAUCCUGCGUAAAUUUGGACUCGAAAAACGAAGGAUCUUAAUCACAGGUCGGCCAUUGGAUAAAAAUGUUCAAGUGAGUGACGAUGACUGCUGUAUCUGUUAUGGAGCCAUGCUGGACGAUGAUGAUCUUGCAGAACAGGCUGAUUAUUCAUCCGGAUCAGCAGCUAGUCAGACAGGAUAUCUGAGUGAGGACACGGACUAUGUCCUUGAAAACUUUUGUGUGGUAAAGCAACAUGUUGCACACAGGGGCUGUAUCCGCAAGUGGUUCAAUUACGGGCCGAAGGGGUACAGGCCCAUGGACGCGUUCCGAAUCUUUAGCUGGGGUACAACUCUUCACAGUGCUGUUGCGGGUAUGAAUGCCCCAAGGGCCGUUGGCGGCCGAAUGGGUCUCGGCUGGCUUUUAUCAACGAGAGCAGCGGCAGCAGCAACAGCCGCUGGAGAGACAGGUGUUCAGCUGCGUGUACCGCUCGGUCCAGUCUCCGAUACGCCUGAGGAUGAUGUGACGGAAUUGAUCGGGGCAAACACACCAAUGGACAACGGAAAUAAUCCAAUCGAGCUCGAGCCCACGCAUCGGAUGGAGCCAGCAUCCCCAACUCAACAAAUGGGCUCAUCAUUACAGAUACAGACGCAGACACAGAUACAACAACCAACAUUGCAACCUAAUGAGCAUACACAUACUCAGAUUGAAGUAGAUUCGCAACAGCAGCAAACAGAGGAAGCAGUUGAUGUAGCAGAGCCAGUCUUGCGACCAUUAUUUACUCAGCAAGAUGAUUAUAGCCUGGCUCAAAAUGCAGGCCAUAAGACUUGUCCAGCCUGCCGUCAGCAACUGGUGCUCAACUUUGUGGAUCUUGCCAAGGGCCGAAAAGAGAUGGGAUAUAAACAAAAGUUGAUAGAGCUUGGUCGAGACAUGACCAAGUUUUCGGACUGGCGAGGCCUCAUCUUGCGCAGCCUGAUCACUGCAGGAUGGGUAGGGGUGACAAUCAUAGGAGGCAAGCUGAGAAUUGUAGCGGUGGACAAGGCCAUCAUGAAGCACCAACGAAAUAGGGCACUUGCAACGUUAUCUGCCCUCGCGGAAUCGUCUUAAAAAACAUAUACCAACAAGCAUCAACAUUUAUUCAUAAAUUUCCUAAUAUAUCAUAUAUCAAACCCUUGCCCAUAACUUUUGCACAAUGUCAAUUCAUAGACAUGAUAGAAAGUAAAAUGUCUGUUUAAAAUGACAAAAAAGAUGAGUAAGCACAAAUUUAUUUACAGUGCUCCGUGCACUUUAGUCAUGAUAAGGGUCCC
This is a messenger RNA of Lobosporangium transversale, 1833 nucleotides long. RefSeq lists its product as hypothetical. The transcript has 3 exons. The record is from RefSeq and is a predicted model, not a curated record. NCBI's taxonomy places the organism in Eukaryota, Fungi, Mortierellomycota, Mortierellomycetes, Mortierellales, Mortierellaceae. The coding region runs from base 161 to 1633 and encodes 490 amino acids.